This is a messenger RNA of Colletotrichum truncatum, 1323 nucleotides long. RefSeq names its product serine threonine protein kinase. Lineage: Eukaryota; Fungi; Ascomycota; Sordariomycetes; Glomerellales; Glomerellaceae. Gene Ontology annotation, molecular function: protein kinase activity; ATP binding; protein binding. Gene Ontology annotation, biological process: protein phosphorylation. The record is from RefSeq and is a predicted model, not a curated record.
AUGCAGGACCUCGAAACUCUACAGAACGGCGGCUACAAAGACCUUGGCCUUCAAAAGCUGAAGCUUGCUGGACCGUUGAGCGAAUUUCCUUUGGAGAUUUUACAGCUUGCCGACACCCUUGAGCAUCUUGACCUCUCCGGCACCGGACUGUCCAGCUUACCUGACGACAUUAGCCAAUUACACAAGCUCAAGAUUUUGUUCCUGUCGGAUUGUAACUUCAACACGUUUCCACGACAGCUAGCAGCAUGUGCCCAACUCGAAAUGGUGGCGUUCCGCUCAAACUGCAUGGCUACCAUACCUGAAGACGCUUUACCACUCAAGUUGCGCUGGCUUAUUCUUACCAACAACUGCAUUGAUACGCUCCCAAAGAGUAUUGGCCGUUGUUCUCGCCUCCAGAAGUGCAUGCUUGCCGGCAAUCGUCUAACGCGACUGCCAGACGAGAUGUCGGCCUGCAACAAGCUUGGCUUGCUUCGUCUUUCUGCCAACAAUUUCGAAGAGUUGCCAUCCUGGCUAUUCAAGUUGCCCGAGCUCUCCUUCCUGUCAGUGGCUGGCAAUCCAUGCUGUGCUGUGACCCUCGAGCAAGAACUGGCCCAGCUCCGCAAGGUGGCGUGGCAUGAUCUUGAGUUUGAAGGCUUACUCGGCCACGGGGCUUCUGGCGAUAUCUUCAAAGCGAGGUGGAUGCCUGCUGAUUCGGUGGUCAAUGAAGUGGCUGUCAAGUUGUUCAAGGGCGAGGUGACGAGUGACGGAACGCCUCUCGAUGAAAUGGCUGCAUGCCUGGCUGCAGGAUCACAUAAAAACCUAAUCAGCACGCUGGCGAGCAUCCAGGGUCAUCCGGAGAAGCAUGGGCUCGUCAUGCAGCUAAUACCGCCUCAUUACCAGACUCUAGGUCUUCCGCCUUCGUUGCAGACUUGUACACGGGACCGCUAUGAAGCGGGAAAGGCGCUGCCAGUGGGGACCGUCUUGGAGAUUUUGGGUAGCAUAGCAGCGGCAGCACUCCACCUGCACAGUCGCAAGGUGUCUCACUGCGAUCUUUAUGCCCAUAACAUUCUCUAUAACGAAGCCGGACAUGCCUUGCUUGGCGACUUUGGCGCGGCAACUAUAUACGAAAACAUCGGCGAUUUUGACUUUGAGAAACUUGAGGUGCUGGCGUUCGGCCACCUUGUCGAGGACCUCAUCGGCGUAACUAGCACCGCGGAGGACAAUGACAAGACGCGACAGAUCACGGAGAAGUUGAAGGAGCUACACAUCCAGUGCUCCAGUCCCGUGGUGAGUGGCAGGCCGACCUUUGCAGAGAUUGUAAGGGCAGUUCAGGCUUUGCACUAA